AUGGACUCGGAGCUGGAGAAGCGGUUGCGAGCGGCUUUCCGGGACAAGCUGCGGCUGCUCCCAGCCGAGCUGCACGCAGCCCGUGGCAGGCCGGUGGCAGCGCAGGACCCCGCCACGCUGCUGCCAUCAUCCACUCGUGUGCUGCUGAAGAGACGGGAGGUGGCGGAGGUGGAGCGGGAGCUGCAGAACCAGCGGCAGGAGUUUCAGCAGCAGAUGCAGCGCCUGGCGCAGCGCCGGCAGCAGCUGGCCCGGAGGCAAGAGCAGCACCGCGACGCCGUGCUCAGAUUCGAGUCCUUCCUCAAGGCGGCGGAGGCCAGGCGGGAGCGGGCUCUGCGCCGGGCGGACGAGCAGCGGGCGGCGGAGCGGGCUGGGGCUGCCCGGCUGCAGCGGGAGCUGGAGCAGCUGCUCCAGCGCAGGGAGCGCCUGGCCCGGCGCCUGAGGAGCCUCCGGCCCUUCGGGGAUUACCUGCGGGACGUGCUGGCCAGCACGGGGCAGUUCCAGGACGUGCCGGCCAUGCUGGAGUAUUUGGAGGUGCUGGUGGGGGUGCGGGCAGCCCUGGCACGGGAGGCAGAAGCCGGGCAGGAGAUGCUGGCCCAGGGCAAGGCACAGCUCGAGCAGUACCGGCAGGAGUCCAGCACCCAGCUCCUGGGCACCAGGGAUGAGCUGGCCCAGCUCCACACACGCCUGGAGGCUGCCCGCCAAGAUGUGCUGCAGUGGGAGUCCUGCUGGACCCACAUCCAGAGCACAGCAAUGCAGAAGGAUCUGCUGCUGGGGCAGAUCAAGCUGGCUGUGCUGAACCUCUUCCAGCAAACCACUGCACAGCUCAGGAUCCCCACGGACAGAGCCCAGGAGGACACAAAGGCCCAGCUGGACAUGGUGCUGCUCUGCAUGCAGGGCCUGGCGGAUAUCUGUGCCACAGGCACGCACCCACAGAACCACCGGACUACCAGGCUGCUUCAGGGCCAGGAAUAGCCCCUGGGGACACCUGCUGCUUCUGGGGCUGGGGCGAGGCUGCCAAGGCCAGCAUGGAGCCACAGGAGCCCUGGAGAUGGAGGUAAUCCCCUGCAAGUCUGGAAACCCCAUGCCAAGAGACAGCAUGGAUGGC
Messenger RNA from Sturnus vulgaris (Common starling), 1105 nucleotides. NCBI's taxonomy places the organism in Eukaryota, Metazoa, Chordata, Aves, Passeriformes, Sturnidae. The record is from RefSeq and is a predicted model, not a curated record.